CGGAUAAUCCCAGAACUAGGGAUGCCAGCGCAGUUUUGGCAAUUGCCGGCGACGAGAGGAUGGCGGAGAAGCCUCAGCGAGGUAAUAGCUUCCAUGGGGCCGCUGGACAUGCACGGGAGCAUGCUCGGGACCGGUAUGAUCAGUGGGUCUAAUGGAAUUGGUCUGGUAGAGUCACAGCAGGGGAAGAAACGCCGCGCCGAAGCGUUGGAGCUGGAAAAAGAAGCUGAGGAGUGGUCGAUGCCGACGGCGUCAGGGUCACUAGGAGGCACGCGCAAGAUCCGGCUGGGGAAGCGAUAUCAAGCGGUUCUGCCUGAACUUCGGACGAGCCCCAUCGCCCAUCCAACGUCGUCGUCUUCCUCCACCGACGUUCGAGGGAACCUUCCCCGACAAAUCUUCUCGGCCGACGCUCUCGCAGAGUCUGUUGAACCGAGCGACUUGCACACGUACCUCCAAUUCGCAGCGUUGCUUGCUCCGGGGUACACACACGGCACUUCCCACGCCAUGGUUGCGAAUGCGCUCCAUCUGCUCCAUCAACACAACUGGAACGUCGCGUCGGCAUCGUGCCAUCUCGCUGCAUCUCAUGCAUACACGCCGCCACCGAGCUCUCCCGCUCUCGACGCGUCGGACGUGCCUCGCGCCAAGAAGCAACAGAGCGUUCCCGUCAAGCAUCAGCAGUGGCUUGUUUCAUUCUACCUCGCAUUUGCCGCGCCAUCCUUUACAGAAGCAUCGUUGGAGUCGCUCCGCGCACUUCAUCGCACUUGCCCGCUGGCCGACACUGCCACGGAAGCCGCGGUCCUCAGCGAGUUUCUUGCACGCGUUGACGAGUGGACAACUGCUGCGGUCGAUGUCACAGACGCUGCUAGCGCAGCCGCAUCGCCGCCAUCCAAGCCAACCACCAAGAGAGGUUCCUCAACACCACAAUGUACUGAGUCUUCAUCAUCUAAGGCACCCACCAGCCCGGCAGACCUGCAUGCACUCUUGCACACCGCCACGGCGCUGCGCUGCCACGACCUACCGCUCGUCCGAUCCAUCACGACUCGCUUGGACGAAUUUGAACUGGCCAAAACGCGCCUCCUCGACGUCCUUGACGCGUGUGUGCGUCCCAGCAGCAAGUCGUUUACGGCGUCGACAACAACGAAAAAAGCGGUCAACAACGCGUCCGCCACGAGCACGUCGUCGAGUAAAUCCAUCAACUUGGACCAGCUCAAGGCGUUGCAUGCGCACGUUCGGUCGUUUGGACUUGCAUUUUCCGAAGCGGAGGCCGUCGACGGCGUCAUUGCCGCCGCGGAAGCGAUCCGAUUCGAAAUCCAAGCACUGCUCGGCCACGAAAAAGUAAGUGUCCCCGCGAUCCGCGACGUCUUGGCCAAGGUGGACGCGAUCCCGGUCGACCUGACCGACGACGUGGCGCCACUCAAAGUCAAGAUGACGUCGGCGCAAAAAUGGCUCGAGCGCGCGCGCAAGUGCAUGCCCCCCACCAAGCGGCAGAGCUCGCGCAUCACAGACACGUCCACGUUGGCGAACGCGGCCACCCACGGACGGUCCAAGAUGCACCUGGAAGCGGUGCAUGAGCUCGUGCAGUGCGCGCCAGUCGACGAAGCAUCGAGCGAAGUGCACGAGAUGGAAGGUCUGCUGGCGUACGCGGACGAGUGGAGCCAGCGUGUGCAAGCUGCGAUGGCCGCCGCUGUCCCUGUAGACACCCUCCGCGAGCUGCUGGAAGAAGGGGAGGACAUGCCAGUCGUGAUGGAGCUGACGACGGGUCUCAAGGCGUGGAUCGACGCCCGCAAGUGGGAAGCGACGGCGGUGGGCAUGACAUCGCCCCCCAACGACGACAACAAAAAGCAAAAGCACGACGGGAUCGUCCCGUGCUCGCUCAAAUGCUUGCACGAGCUCCUCGACGAAUCGCGGGACAUUCGGCGACGGCUUGGUCCGCUCGCCGAGUCGUGGCGCCCGCCGAUCGAGCGCACGAUUCAAACGAAUGUCGAGGCGGCCGAAGCGUGGGUCGUUCAGUCGCAACAGGUGCUUGGAAUGACGACGUGGACCAAAGUGAUGGGACUCGACAAGCGAGGACCGGCGGACGGUCGGCGCGCCAAAGGACCCGCUGCUGGAGGAGCGAGCGGCGUGACGGCAGGUGCCAAGCGGCCCCUUGCCGACCUUGAAGCGGUCGUGAACGAGCUCCACUCGUCGUCGGUCGGGCAUCCCAAACCGGAACUACGCGACGAAACUCGACACGUGAGCGCAGAAUUAGCCGACGGCAAGCUGUCCUCGUUUGUCGACCUCUCCGAGUACCUUUCUCCGCUUGAAGCCCUCAUCGACCGCGGAAAGGACCUCCUGGCGUCGUGCGCCGCGCUGGAUCUGACAGCGGCGAAUGCGUACGUCACGGCGGUCGGUCUUGUCGAUGCCAUGGACGCAUUCCCCUGUCGCCUGGACCAAGGACACGCUCUUCGAGAGCAUGUGGCCCAGGCCAAGGCAUGGCUCGCCUCCGUCAACACCGUGUGCGGCAAGGAGCGCGCUGCUCCUCGGUCGUCGUUAACCCACCAAGUCGGCACCCCGUCGACUCGCCGCGUGUCGAAGAAAUCGACGCUGUACGAAAACGACGUCGCGCCAGUCGUCGCAACUACUCCAUUCCCGUCGACGUCGUUGGACGACCUGCGAGCGCUGCAUGCCACAGCGCUGGCGUUUUCAUUUACGGACGAACGUGCUCGGAUGCUGGACGAGAUUGAAGCAGUCGGGGCAUGGCAAAACCAGGUACGGCAUGCCCUUGCAAGUGAAGUUGCGGCGGCGGCAUUGGCGAGCUGUCAGGAACUACAAGCCCUCGACGCGGCGCGAGCCGUGCAGUGGACAACGCGCCAAGCCACACGGGCCGGCAACGCCGAAGUGACGCCGUUGGCGGCGGCGCUCGAUGACGACAACGUCAAGCAAGCCAUGGCCAACGUCCUGAUUGACGUGGCUCCCGCGAUCGAGACGACGGCCGACCGACCGACGAGUGCGGGGGACGCCGUCCCUGCCGAGACAGUCGCGCUUGGCGACGCUCUCGUGAAUGUGAUUCAAGUCAUUUCGGGCUGCCGCACUGGUGGCCAGGCCGAAGGAAAGGACGCAAGUUCCGACGGCACCCGCUUGGGCGCCGUCGACUGGACUCCGAUGUUGCAUGAGAUUGAUCGGGCACUCGGGCACAUUGCGUCGCUGGACGCCAAGGAAGAUGACGAGUGCCCGCCAGUCGUCGCGGAAGGUGAAAGUACGAGCGCCAACGAGCGCGCGGCCGUGGCGGCUAUCGACGCAUGGAAAGGCCAACUCGAAAGCGUGUUGAACGCACUGCAUGCAAACGUGUCGACGGCGGAAGUCGUUGUCAUCACGUGGCUGCUCCAUGCACUCGAUUGGGUUGUCUCGAGUCGGUCGCAUUUCGUGUGGGCGUUGGAUGGCGACGCGAGCGACGACGACGACGACGGGCCGUCCCUCGACGCAUCCAUUGCGCAAGGCCACCACCUCCGCGCGACAUGCCCCGCGUCCCUGGUCCAUGAUCCGUCCAUGCAAGACGGUCCUUUCGUUGCUUCCGACCCGUGGAGCCACGACGGCUCGUGGAGCCGAGCAACGUUGUGGCCUCUGGAGCAACUGGAACGCCAACGGGAUGCCGCCAAGACGUGGGAGGAUGCGCUGGAAAAGCGCUUGAACGAUCGCGCGCUCGCGCUGCAUCAAGUCGCGGCCGUGCUGGCGGACGCGGCCGCCGUCCAUGCCGACGACCGCCCCGUCUGGAUCGAACUGAAAAAGGUCAAGACGUGGCUGGUCAAAGUCAAGAAGGUGCUCAAGUCGAAACAGACGGUCAAGCUGCCGCUCCACUCGCUCGGGAGUGUCGUAGACGAAGGCGGGAAGGUCAAAAUCUCGACGGGAGUGUUUACCGUGCUCCAAGCGCACCACGACGCGGCAGCAGCAUGGGAGGCCAAGCUCAAGGCGAGUGGGUUGGACGCAGGGCAGGCCAAAAUCGCGACGCUUGUGGACCUCCUCGGCGAAUUCGACGCGCGCAGGUUCGUCGUCGACAUGGACAUGCAUCGAGAAGUGCUGGUUUCCGCGACGGAGCAGUACUGCAUCUGCCGCCAGCCGUACGAUGGCUUCAUGCUCGGGUGUGAGUUGUGCGACGACUGGUUUCACGACACGUGCGUUGGGAUCUCCAAGGAGAAGGCCGAGAAGGUCGCCGACUACGUGUGCCCGUCGUGCGGGUUGCUGCAAGAGUUGAAGCGCCUCGUGGGGGUGGCGGACGAGCUCUCGACCGAGUUGCUCACCAACGAGUCGGCAGCAACGUACGAAAAAGCGCUGGGAGCUGCCCUGCGCAAAGUCAAAAAGGAAGAGCGCGACGUGGACAAGUCGACGAUGGCGCUGGUGGACCUCCAGGCUCAAGUGACUGCGAUCGGCCAGCACGUGAGCUACCUUGAAAAGAUGGCCCACGACGCACCGACGAGUGACAAACCUGGCGUUCUGCCGAGCCUCGUCCAGCACAACCCGCUCGCGCAUCACCACGCGAUGCAGCUCUUCACGGGGUACCCCACGCCGUCGGCGCUCGUGCGCAGUUUACCCAAGUUUCCAUCGUCGUCCGCUGCGACGACCCACGGAUCCCAGCAGCAGUACUUGCAACCGAUGCCGCCGCCAUCGUCGCAGACAUCCCCUUCGUCGCACCACGUGAAUGGCGGCGGCCUCACGCUGCCGCCGCUCCCGAACGCAACAACGACGUCGUCGCUGCACGUCCUCUUGGCCAAGCCCACCGCCACGCAAGGGUCGACAGACGAUGCAGCGGCAUCCUCGACCCCGUCUCCGUUCCCCGCAUCGACGUCGGCGCCGACGCUGCCACCCACUUGUCCGGCCACAGCGACGGCGUCGUCUUCGCAAGAGAUCGAGCUGACUCGGUUCAAGAUGGAGCAUUUCAAACUCAAGCAAAUGGUCGUCGAAGCCGACGCGGCGCUGACCCAAGCCAAGGAACGGCUGCGGCUAGCGCGCGCCGCGGUCGACAAUCUCGUCACGACGCGGGAUGUGUGGCGGCCCAAGGCGCAGCAUUGGUGGCAACAAGUGCAGUUUGUGUUGACGCAGCUGGUCGUGGACAAGAAGGCAUUCGACCUGCGGCUGUUGAAGCAGUGGGCGGUCGAGUGCGAAGCGUUCUGCGACGCGUUUCCGGCGGUCCAGGGAAUGAAAAAGGUGCUGCAUGCGAUUCCGUGGACGAUUGACGUGUUUGCGCUCCUCCAUGGUACACCCAAACCGUCCUACGAAGCAUUGGAGAAUGUGCUGCGGGAAAACAAAGUGCAUGAUGCCAAAGUGCUGCUGCCGCUGCGGGGUGUGCUUCAGCGCACGGACCAGUGGAAAGCGCGGACGCAAAAGACGGUGGCCAAGCUCUUGUCGGCGAAAAAAGUCGACGUGGCCAAGAUUCAGGCUGUAGUGAACGAGUACCUCAAGAUGCCACUCACGUGCUCGUGGGGACGCAAGCUCGAAGACCUCGUCGUGGCGCUCGAAACACGGGAUCCCGUCUUACCGCUGCCAACAAUAGAGAUCACACCACCAUCGUCUCCUCGACCGUCGUCGGAAGCCCUCGACGCUCUUGUGACCUCGGCCGCGCCCCCGGCUGUGUCAAAACGCAAGCCCAGUGGGAGCAGUCGCGCAGGCGGUGGAGCUUCCCGAAAACGGGUCAAGGCCACCGAUGCGGCACCGAAUGUCGUGUUGAAGAUGGCUGUAUCUCAAGUCACGGCGAAGGGUGCGAAAGGCGGCUCCCGAUCGCCGGCUGCCGCCUCCGUCGCGCUCGACGCACCUCCUCGAUAGAAGUCGGGUCAAGUUAGGUGACGAUAGUGUGUUGAUUGGUUCAAAAGAAUAUGUUGGUUUCAUUUUGGACCAAUCAAAUGGUCAAGAGUCAGAAGAAAUAUUG
Molecule: messenger RNA, 5893 nt
Organism: Aphanomyces invadans
Lineage: Eukaryota; Oomycota; Saprolegniomycetes; Saprolegniales; Verrucalvaceae
Exons: 2
Coding region: 22-5790 (1922 amino acids)
Cellular component (GO): Set1C/COMPASS complex
Source: RefSeq, a predicted model, not a curated record